UCCAAGAAUAAAUAUGAUGCGGGCGGUGGACCAGAAACCAGAGUAUAACUUGGAGUGGCCUAACUGCAUGCAUGUUGUUAGUAUUAUAUAAUUAUUGCAAAGGAAAAAAGCAGCCUGCAAAAUACUAAUAACUAUAUAGCUAUGAUUCUUAUCUGUCUUUUCUUCAUUUGUUCUGCUGUUUACAGUCUUCCUGUUAAAGGGGCUAACGUGAGCCUAUUUGUCAACAAUAAAGUGAACAUGGCUUGUUCGGUUAAUGUCAGUGUGAUGCUGAUUUGUGAAGGAGUGAAUCUUGCACAAUUGCAAUGGAGCUAUAGGAGCUCUAAUUCUCCUGAAAUGAUUAAACUCGGUAUUCCGUUCCUUCCUGAUUAUCGUGCUAAUAUUACUGCUGUUGAGGCUAUCAAUAAUCCUGCUGUUUUGGCAGUUCAACUAGUCACUGUUUCUAAAUAUGCUGAUCAAUCACGUGCAAAUUUUUCAUCCCUUCUUUUUGUUGAUCUGUUGAAACUAGAAAAUCAGGAAAUUACUAGCAUAAUAUGUGGUGAUGUUAGUACCUAUGAGGAAAAGUUGGUAUCUGAUAUUAUAGUGUGGGAUCUUGUUAAUACGAAGAUUACUGCCAUGUACUGGCUAGGGGCUCUGACUAGUGUAGAAGUACAUCUGAGGAGUUUAUUAAUGUGUUCUUCAGUUCUUGUGUACACCAUGUCGAUUAAUGGAUCAGAUGAGAUCAAAAUUGUGAAGAGUUGUGUCGGUCCGUUCUGUGAGGUCAGAUUUUCCUCCAUAAGAACCAUUGUGAGAGAGUACAACAUUGAACUGAGUUUGUUUACUACUAGAUUGUCUAGGAAUAAUACAAACCUGUACACAUUUCUAAUAGGGCUCAAAAGUGCAGAUUACUUUCAUAAUCAAGUUAAUUCAACUAACUGUCUCUAUUCAGUCAGUUGUGCAGUUAUUCAAAACGACUCUACUUGUACUAUACGACACACAACACUGAGUAAUCAGCCUAUUAAUAGCACGGGAAUGUUGAAAAUUCCACAUUCAAAUCCUGGUACAGUCCACACAUUUGCGUUUUCAAUGGAGGCAAACAAAAAUUUACGUAUCAAAGAAAACAUAUCUGUUACAGAUGGAAUCCCUUUUGGGACAAAACCAAUUGCCAUUGUUAUCACAACUUCACUGUUCCUCCUUUUGACAGCCAUUCAUUUCUUGUUACUACUUAUAGGAGCUUGUUGUAAGGUGAAGGCAUUUGUCUAUAGGAAGAAAUAUCUUGUUGCUUCCUUGGUGAUCCUACUUGUGCUGCUUUUCAUUUGCAUUUCUUCAUUAUUUGCCUUUGGAAUCAUUUCGUAUGGUACACAAUGCAGUCAGAUUAGGUUGACACUUCACAACAGUAUGCUUGUUACAAUGCUGAUAAUAUCGUGUUUGGGAAUAACAAUUUUGAUUACUAUUUGGAGUUUUAUUGGACACGGGGUGUACAAACAUUGCAAAUCCACAUUACGAUCAGAAAACAGAGAUCUUAGGAACACACAGCUGGAUCAUGACUCUAAAACGGAUGCUUAUUGCACAACACAAGGCAGGAAUGCCUAUCUUAAUCAGACGGCAGCCAGCUCUAAAUACCCUGGAAGGGAUGUGAAGUCUAGAGACUGUCAAAAGAAAAGUCAGUAUGAUAUGCUGGAGCACCCGUUGACAAACAGAUUUUCAUCCUAUAGUUGUGAUGUAAAGAACGACUUUUAUGGGACCCUAAAUGAGGAAGCAUUGAUUGAGCUGAAGUUGGGAGGUGAUCCCUAUGAACAGCUGAGACCUGGUGAAAAGUCAAGACCCGUGCCAAACCUGACAGACACUAGCUACUCCCACAAUCCAAAGAGAAAGUCCAAACAAAUUUUAACUGCAGCACCUGAUGUUGUUUUCAGAAGUAGAAGUGAGGAUGAAUAUGAUGUUCUUAGUCGGCAAAGCAUUAACUUUCAAGAUGCAACCAACGGCAGCAGACUUCACUCCUUUUAUGGAGAGCUCAGUCAGGCAUCCAUUGAGCCUUCUGGAGCUGGACUCUAUCUCCAGCUGCGCCAUGGUGAGAAGUCAAAGCCAGUGCCCAAUAUGGACGAUCCUACCUACUCACAUGUGCAUAUCGAACCUGAAGUAGAAGGGUCGCAAGCGAAACCUAAUUAAGAGAUCCAAGACAACAAAGACUGCACAACAUUAGUUUUGUUAAGACUAUUAUUGUACUCACAGUGUAUAGUUUUCGUUAUGUAUAGCUAUUAUGUCUUGUAUAUAGUUAUACUUAGU
Molecule: messenger RNA, 2262 nt
Organism: Halichondria panicea
Lineage: Eukaryota; Metazoa; Porifera; Demospongiae; Suberitida; Halichondriidae
Exons: 14
Coding region: 142-2145 (667 amino acids)
Source: RefSeq, a predicted model, not a curated record